Molecule: messenger RNA, 894 nt
Organism: Trichogramma pretiosum
Lineage: Eukaryota; Metazoa; Arthropoda; Insecta; Hymenoptera; Trichogrammatidae
Product: RNA-binding protein 47-like
Exons: 4
Coding region: 1-894 (297 amino acids)
Cellular component (GO): nucleus
Molecular function (GO): mRNA binding
Source: RefSeq, a predicted model, not a curated record
AUGCCCCAGUUGAAUAUGAAUUCACAUAGUCCAGUGGUCAACGUUAAACAAUUUGACAAGAUGGAAUUCAGGCUUGAUCACGUCAAUACCGACGAAGACGACAGCGACGUCGAGGAGUGCAUGCAACGUCGAAUUCCCAAGAUUUAUAAACGUCUUGAAAAGAUUUCACCAGAAUUGCAAAAUAAAAAAUCAAGACAUUACAUGGAUUUUGUACCGUCUGAGCCAAUGUUAAGCAUCCAUGAUCAAUAUAAGAUUCAUGAAAACAUUUUAAAACUACAAAAUCAAAUAGGAAUGGAAAUAAUUCAGAAAAAUGGUCAAAGAAAGUUGGGUGGUCCACCACCUGGUUGGCAAGGACCAGUGCCAGGCCCAGGCUGUGAAAUUUUUGUUGGUAAAAUACCAAGAGAUAUUUAUGAAGAUGAAAUAUAUCCAUUAUUCAGAAAAAUUGGAGAAAUUUAUGAGAUGAGAUUAAUGAUGAAUUUUUCUGGAACCAAUAGAGGCUUUUGUUUUAUCAUGUAUGCCAAUCCUGAACUUGCUCAAAGAGCAAUUAAAGAAUUAAAUAACUAUCCGAUUCGUCAAAACUGGUUUUUAGGAGUAGUAGAAAGCGUAAAUAAUUGUCGCUUGCAUGUAACAGAUUUACCAUCUCGUAUUGAUGCUAAAACAAUUAUUAAAAAAAUCUGGCCUGUCUGUGAAGACUUAGACAAAGUUUAUGUUUUCACCAGUUUUAACCACUCGCACAGUAAGCAUGCAUUGAUCACUUUUAAAACACAUAGAAGCGCAGCAAUGGCCAGAAGACGACUUUUACCUGAAAGACAUAGAUUUUUUGAAAAAGUUGAUGUUAGAAUUGAAUGGGCUUAUCCUAACAUAGCUGUUUCCAAUGUGCAAAUUUUGGAUUAA